Molecule: messenger RNA, 507 nt
Organism: Talaromyces atroroseus
Lineage: Eukaryota; Fungi; Ascomycota; Eurotiomycetes; Eurotiales; Trichocomaceae
Exons: 2
Coding region: 1-507 (168 amino acids)
Source: RefSeq, a predicted model, not a curated record
AUGGGUUCGUCGCUGGACAUGACCCUCAUCAUCCCCGCUCUCAUUUCCCUCGCCAUAUACCUCCUCUUCAGCUACCUCAUCAUACCCUUCUUCCGCCGCUACCGGCAACGCUAUUCGCAAUACCUGCCACUAAGCCGUAUAUCAGCGCACACUUUACCGCUCCGCGAGCGCAUCGGCGAUGCACUAAUGCACUUCUUCCUGCCAUCGACAUGGCGCCUACGACGACACCAAGUAGUUGUUGGUACGGAGGGUGAUGAAUCCCCCGAUGGUAAUAGUCGUCAUCGCCGCGACAAUUCCGACUCUAUAAGCAUUUUUGACGAAGAAGGCGAGAAUAUGGCGGAUAUGAAUUAUAUGUCGGAGGCGAGGAGGGAGGCACUGGAGGCGAGGCGGAGUACGAGUGAUGCGCAAGUGAGGCUGGGUAGGGAUCUGGAAGAGGGGUUUAUGGAUGAUAGUGAUGAGGAGGAGGAGGAGGAAGCGGUGGUGGAUCAUGGUGGGCGUGGACGAUGA